Drosophila grimshawi is the source of this 664-nucleotide messenger RNA. It is a transcript of the gene tsu, whose product is annotated as RNA-binding protein 8A. The record is from RefSeq and is a predicted model, not a curated record. The transcript has 2 exons. Gene Ontology annotation, cellular component: cytoplasm; nucleus; exon-exon junction complex. NCBI's taxonomy places the organism in Eukaryota, Metazoa, Arthropoda, Insecta, Diptera, Drosophilidae. Bases 102 to 599 code for a protein of 165 amino acids. Gene Ontology annotation, molecular function: mRNA binding. Gene Ontology annotation, biological process: RNA splicing.
CGCGGAGAAAACUCCGCAAAGUAUUUAACGAAAAUAUAAAGAAAAAACGAAACGUUAGCCAAGUUUGAGAAGUUUGAAAGAGAAAAAGAGCAAAAGUGAAAAUGGCUGAUGUGCUGGAUAUCGACAACGCCGAAGAGUUUGAGGUGGACGAGGAUGGCGACCAGGGCAUUGUGCGCUUGAAGGAGAAGGCAAAGCACCGCAAGGGACGUGGCUUUGGCAGCGACAGCAAUACGCGCGAGGCAAUCCACAGUUACGAACGGGUGCGCAUCGAGGACGAUGAUGAACUGGAACCAGGGCCGCAGCGUUCAGUCGAGGGCUGGAUUCUGUUUGUGACGUCCAUUCACGAGGAGGCGCAGGAGGACGAGAUCCAGGAGAAGUUCUGCGACUACGGUGAGAUAAAAAACAUUCACUUGAAUCUGGAUCGGCGAACGGGCUUCUCCAAGGGCUAUGCGCUUGUAGAGUACGAGACGCACAAGCAGGCGCUUGCCGCCAAGGAGGCGCUUCAUGGCGCCGAUAUCAUGGGCCAGACCAUCCAGGUCGAUUGGUGUUUCGUCAAGGGACCCAAGCGUGUCAAAAAGUCGGAGAAGCGACGCAGAUAAGGUGGCCCAAGCGAUUAUAUUUAUUAUGCAUAACAUUAGCAAAUAAAAAUCCCCACUUGUCUUAA